ACUUGCAGUUUCAUUUCCAAGUAGAAAAAUAAACAGAGAGAUUAUUUUCAAAAGCACUUUCGAGGGUACACUAAAAAAGCAGGUCACCGCAAAUAAGCACUUUCAGGAGGAUCCCCGGUCAGAUCCGCUGAAAUUCCCUCUCUCCCUCUCAAUUUCCCAAUUCAAGUCUGUAUAUUAAUGUCGAUAUCGAUCAAUUCGUGUUGUAAUUCGUAUUGAAAAUCCAAAUAAAAAAAAUUCGAAUCGACGGUCCUCAAUUUCUAGGGUUUCAAAAGCCGUUUCUGCGACAAUUAGGGUUUUAAUUUUUGGGGAGGAGUCGGAAGGGGGAUGGAGAUGCGUCGGAUCGCGACCUAGGGUUUGCUGAGGUCCCGAGGGGUUUGCUCUUCGAGUGCAUGAAGAUUUGGUGCUGCCUAUGCUUCACCCAAGGAGACGAACCCGAAGAGGACGAUAGCGAGGCGAAGGCGAUCAUGAACGAGGGGGAUUUCGGAAAUGACGGCAAUUCGGAGGUCGCCGUUGGGAAUGGCGACGAAAUUGACGGCAAUGCUCAGAGUUUGGGGCUGGUGGGGAAUGAGCGCGGCCGUGACGACCAUCUGAGAUUGUUUGAAGGGAUGGUUCAGGCAAUGCGCGGUGGUGGUGCUCAGUGGGACGAGUCUCUGUGUGUUGGCGCUCUUGCGUCGUUGAGGGCCUCAAUUAGGAACCCUCGGCUUUCCGAAGGCGAGAGUAGCUCGGCUGCAGACGAUGGUGGUGAUCACGAUUCGCACCAUAAGCGAGCCAAAGUUCAAUCCUUUAAUCAUGAUUUCCAUUAUGCAAUGGCAAUGUCUUCAGGUGCGGGAAAUUCCAGUUCAUCUGCAGACAGAGACUACAGAAUAAAUCAGAGCUCUUUUGUUCCAUUUAAGAGUGAGACAUUCUUUCAAGAUACUACUACUAAUAAUGGUGGUGAGGAAGGCCCCUUUGAUUCUGGAAGUGGUAAGGAUGAUGAAGGGGAUAAUAGUGGCACCUCAAAAACAGAAGAUUUAGAAGUUCGAAUGGAUCUUACAGAUGACCUAUUACAUAUGGUCUUCUCUUUCUUGGACCACAUUCAUCUUUGCCGAGCUGCAAUAGUCUGCAGGCAGUGGCGAUCUGCUAGUGCUCAUGAAGAUUUCUGGAGGUGUCUGAAUUUUGAGAAUCGAAGUAUAUCUGUGGAUCAAUUUGAGGACAUAUGUUGGCGGUAUCCCAAUGCCACAGAAUUGAAUAUUUCUGGUACCCCUGCUAUGCACUUGCUUGUCAUGAAAGCUAUCUCUUCAUUGAGGAAUCUUGAGGUUUUAAUCCUAGGUAAAGGGCAACUAGGGGACAUCUUUUUCCAUUCCUUGGCAGACUGUCAAAUGUUGAAAAGUUUGAUCAUCAAUGAUGCUACUCUCGGGAAUGGUAUCCAGGAGAUACCUAUAAACCAUGAUAGACUCUGUCAUCUUCAAUUAACAAAAUGUCGUGUUAUGCGCAUAUCCAUCAGGUGUCCGCAACUCGAAACUCUGUCAUUGAAGCGCAGUAACAUGGCGCAGGCUGUUCUUAAUAGCCCUCUUUUGCAUGAUGUUGAUAUAGGCUCUUGCCACAAGCUUUCAGAUGCUGCAAUUCGUUCAGCGGCAACUUCAUGCCCUCAAUUAGAGUCUUUAGAUAUGUCAAAUUGUUCAUGUGUUAGUGAUGAAACUCUACGUGAGAUUGCUCUUACUUGUGCUAAUCUCCAUGUUCUCAAUGCGUCAUACUGUCCAAAUAUAUCCCUUGAGUCUGUAAGACUGCCAAUGUUGACGGUUCUUAAGCUUCACAGUUGUGAGGGCAUUACUUCGGCUUCAAUGGUUGCGAUAUCUCAUAGUUACAUGCUUGAGGUUUUGGAGCUUGACAAUUGCAGUCUACUUACUGCUGUCAACUUGGAUCUUCCACGCUUGCAGCAUAUUAGACUAGUACAUUGUCGCAAGUUUGCUGAUUUGAAUCUACGAUGCAUCAUGCUGUCAUCAAUAAUGGUCUCUAACUGUCCUGUGCUCCAUCGUAUCAACAUCACUUCAAAUUCACUUCAGAAACUAGCUCUGCAAAAGCAAGAGAGCUUAACCACGCUGGCACUGCAAUGCCAAAGUUUGCAAGAAGUGGACCUUACAGAUUGUGAAUCUUUAACAAAUUCUAUAUGUGAUGUUUUCAGCGAUGGUGGUGGGUGUCCUUUGCUCAAAACAUUAGUUCUCGAAAACUGUGAGAGCUUAACCGCAGUUCGAUUCUGCAGCACUUCUAUAGUCAGCCUCUCACUUGUUGGUUGCCGGGCAAUUACUUCUCUCGAACUGACUUGCCCCUAUCUUGAACAAGUUUCUUUAGAUGGUUGUGAUCAUCUUGAAAGAGCAGCAUUUUGUCCAGUUGGUCUUAGGUCACUAAAUUUGGGAAUAUGUCCCAAAUUGAAUGUGCUCAGUAUCGAAGCGCCGAAUAUGGUGCUGCUUGAGCUGAAGGGAUGUGGCGUGUUAGCUGAAGUAUCCAUCAAUUGUCCAUUAUUAACGUCUCUAGACGCUUCCUUUUGCAGUCAACUUAGGGAUGAUUGCUUGUCUGCAACUGCUGCUUCAUGCCCGCUGAUUGAGUCUUUAAUUCUAAUGUCAUGCCCCUCUGUUGGUUCUGAUGGACUCUACUCUUUGCGCUGCCUUCCAAAUUUAAUUGCGCUUGAUUUGUCCUACACUUUCUUGAUGAACUUGAAGCCAGUUUUCGAGUCUUGUAUGAAACUUAAGGUGUUAAAGUUACAAGCUUGCAAGUACUUAUCUGACUCAUCCUUGGAGCCUCUGUACAAGGAAGGGGCUCUUCCAGCUCUCCAAGAACUGGAUUUGUCUUACGGAACCCUCUGUCAGUCUGCUAUCGAGGAGCUUCUUUCUUUUUGCACGCACUUAACUCAUGUGAGCUUGAAUGGCUGUGUGAACAUGCAUGACCUGAAUUGGGGUAGCAGUGCCGGGCAACCUGCUGUCCUAUCUGGCAUGUUUUUACCUGAGAAUGUGCAGGUUCCAAUUGAGCAGCCAAACCGGUUACUGCAGAACCUCAACUGUGUAGGCUGUCCAAAUAUUAGGAAAGUUGUCAUUCCACAAGCAGCACGUUGUUUCCACAUGUCAUCAUUAAACCUUUCUCUUUCUGCAAAUUUAAAGGACGUUGAUGUCGCUUGUUUCAACCUCUGCUUCCUUAAUUUGAGCAAUUGUACUUCUUUGGAAGUUUUGAAGCUUGACUGUCCGAAAUUGACUAGUCUCUUUCUUCAGUCCUGCAACAUUGAUGAAGCAGCAGUGGAAGCUGCCAUAUCUAAAUGUAGCAUGCUGGAGACUCUUGAUGUUCGUUUUUGUCCCAAGAUAAGCACGAUGAGCAUGGGGAAAUUACGUGCUGCAUGCCCUAAUUUGAAGCGCAUCUUCAGCAGCCUGCAACAGUCUUGAUUAUAGCAAGAAAUGCAUCUUUUCUUCCGGGGGCUUAUUGGAUUCGGCUUGUAGUCCGGCAAACAGAUGUGGUCAUCGAUCCCGGAACUUGUAUGUAAAUGGUGUCAUCGAUUGUGCUUGUAUUUGAUUUAGGUAUUAGUAUAGGUAGCAGACAUAGGCUUCUUACGUAACCCAUACAAUAAGUAAUGUUUGCUUUUAUGUUGACCUAUUGUUCACCUUUCUUAUUCGAUUUUUUCGGGACGAGUGGAAUUCUAAACGAUUGAGUACCGUGUGUAUAGGGUUCUGAAUUUGGUACUGCCUUUGUGUAUACAAUAAAUUGCGAUUCUUGAUUAA
Molecule: messenger RNA, 3740 nt
Organism: Pyrus x bretschneideri (Chinese white pear)
Lineage: Eukaryota; Viridiplantae; Streptophyta; Magnoliopsida; Rosales; Rosaceae
Product: F-box/LRR-repeat protein 15
Exons: 17
Coding region: 390-3407 (1005 amino acids)
Molecular function (GO): protein binding
Source: RefSeq, a predicted model, not a curated record